UGCGUCCCUGCCAGCCGUCUGAGUGCGCUGCCUGGAAAUCCCGGGGAGGCCCUCUUACGGCCCCGUGCGGCGCUGCCAAACGGGUCUCCCUGCGGUGCCGAAGCCCUGGAGGCGUUUAAUUAAGGCCCACCGCACCCUCGGGGGGCUGAGAGCGUCCGCGUUGGUAAACUGAGGACAGCGAGGCUCCUGCCCCGGCAGCGGCGGUGGAGCAGUUGGGAGCAGAGUGGACUUCCUGUUACCUUCCCGGAAAUGCCCGUCUGCGUUACAUAAUUCGUGUGUCUGAGGCUCAAGUGCGGGGAUCCCAGGCUCUGCCCGGGCAGGGUGCGCAGCCUCGCGGACACCGCCUGUGCGACCCGGGCCCGAGCCGCUGCGGGAUGUUCCUGACGUUACGGGGGAGGCCGGAGCCAGUCUCCUCGUGAUGUGCGCUGAUAGUGCUGGACCGUCUGCAGGGCUUCAUGGUCACUUCUCGGACUGAUGGGGGUCUGCUUGGUUUGGCGACUGGCCAUCAAAGAUAUUUGACAGCAUACAGAAAACUAGCCAAGGAAUAUCAUCCCGAUAAGAAUCCAAAUGCUGGAGACAAAUUCAAAGAAAUAAGUUUUGCAUAUGAAGUCCUCUCCAAUCCCGAGAAGCGUGAGCUGUAUGACAGAUACGGAGAGCAGGGGCUCCGGGAAGGCAGCGGAGGAGGUGGCGGCAUGGAUGACAUUUUCUCGCACAUCUUUGGCGGGGGGUUGUUUGGCUUCAUGGGCAACCAGAGCAGGAGUCGCAACGGCAGGAGACGAGGGGAAGACAUGAUGCAUCCCCUUAAAGUAUCUUUAGAAGAUUUGUAUAAUGGCAAGACAACCAAGCUACAACUUAGCAAGAAUGUACUCUGUAGUGCCUGCAAUGGUCAAGGCGGAAAGUCUGGAGCUGUUCAGAAGUGUAGCGCCUGUCGGGGUCGAGGUGUGCGCAUCAUGAUCAGACAGCUGGCUCCAGGGAUGGUGCAGCAGAUGCAGUCUGUGUGCUCCGAUUGCAAUGGAGAAGGAGAGGUAAUUAACGAAAAGGACCGCUGUAAAAAAUGUGAAGGGAAAAAAGUGAUUAAAGAAGUCAAGAUUCUUGAAGUCCACGUAGACAAAGGCAUGAAACAUGGACAGAAGAUUACGUUCACUGGUGAAGCAGACCAGGCCCCCGGAGUGGAACCGGGAGAUAUUGUUCUUUUGCUACAGGAGAAGGAACAUGAGGUGUUCCAGCGAGAUGGGAAUGAUUUGCACAUGACCUAUAAAAUAGGACUUGUUGAAGCUCUGUGUGGAUUUCAGUUCACAUUUAAGCACCUUGAUGCCCGUCAGAUUGUGGUGAAGUAUCCCCCUGGCAAAGUAAUUGAACCAGGAUGUGUUCGUGUAGUUCGAGGUGAAGGGAUGCCACAGUAUCGUAAUCCCUUUGAAAAGGGUGAUCUCUACAUAAAGUUCGAUGUACAGUUCCCUGAAAACAACUGGAUCAACCCAGACAAGCUUUCUGAACUAGAAGAUCUUCUGCCAUCCAGACCAGAAGUUCCUAAUGUAAUUGGAGACACAGAGGAGGUAGAGCUUCAGGAAUUUGAUAGCACUCGGGGCUCGGGAGGUGGCCAGAGGCGCGAAGCCUAUAACGAUAGCUCUGAUGAGGAAAGCAGCAGCCACCAUGGACCUGGAGUGCAGUGUGCCCAUCAGUAAACGCUGCGGAUGAACGCACAGGUGGAUUUUCUUUCCACGUUUGCCUGAUUUGUUUUCAGCGAUUCAGCUGGAGUAUCUGAUCAAUCCAGAUGAACUGAUGGACAGCUGUUGGUCUAUGUGUAACUUUUAAAAUUGGUAUAGUAUCUACAGAGUGUAUAAUUUAAACUAACCACAAAGCUUUACAUCUUCAUUUCGACUGUUCUGUAGCAGAAUAAAGCACUUGAAAGAAAACAAGACUCCCUUUCACACCUGGGUUAUAAGUUUCAGUCCUGAUAUCUGUGCUUGAUUUUUAUCAGUUUUGUGUAGAAUUUAUGUUUCAUAUUUUGAAGUCAAAUCCCACAUUGUAAAGUUUGUGUACAAUUUGUCCUGAAGCUUUGUGUUUGGCUGCACUGCAUAAGCUGCUACAAAUAGAAUAAAGAAUUUCAUAGCCCGAAUCUGCCAUUUAGAUGCAUGGAAAACGGGCUCUGCACAGUGGGUUUGGAGCUGACUGGGAACAAUGGGGAGAAAUUACGUUAGCUGUGGUUGUAAAGUUUUUUUUUUUUUUUUUUUAAACCAUCUUGUGAAAGGUUUCUGGAACUCGAUAAUAAAAAGCAGUUGGUGUAAAUUAUUUUUUGUGUCACAUCUCUAGAAGGAAGAACAGAUUUUUGAACUGUCAGAUGUAUCCUUCAAAACCAGAGACUAUGUCCUUAGUCUUGGUUUUUAAACAGCCCUUAAAGACCCAUUGGCCUGCAGCUUAUGUCUCAGGCACUUGCCCAUUUUAUAGUUUUAAAAGACAAAGGAAGGUUUGAUACGUUGGUAUAAACAGGCUCUGUUGGCUUCAGUUGAUGCUAAGUUAUGUAACUCCUGAAUGACCCUGAGCUUUGGGGCCAGGCUAACCUAGGCCUCUGUGUCUCCCCCCACCACCCCCUUUCUAAAAAUAAGGUAACAGCCAAUCAGUAGAACCAUGUCUACAUCAAACCUGUUAAAAAUGCUCUGUGUUCAUUAAAUGUUAAGUUAAAGAUUCUCUCUCUCCAUUAGGUUGAAUAUUUGAAAUUGGGGGAAGCAGUGAUUGUUACUAAUAUUUGAGAAAAGUUAAGACUCUUGGGCUGGUAUGAGAAAAAUCAGGUAAAAUGACUAUGAAAAGAAUGUUCCCUUUCUUUUCCGCCUUCUGAUUAUGACCUUCUUUUCACUCCCAGAGUAGAUAUUCUUAGAACACACUUACCUGAGGGAAAAAGAGAAGGCAGCUGUACAUUCUACAUUUGUAAAGGGGCAGAUGGGGGAAACGGAAAACUAAAAUUUUAAAUUGUAUUGUGCCAUCCUCGAGCCUAAAUAUAGGACUUCUAGUUUAUUUCUACAUCUGUUGGAACCUGAAUUUAAAAAAAAAAAAAAAAGGUAUCCUGACACUAACGGAGGCCUGUGAAAUUUGAAUUACUGCCCCGCCACUCUACCUCCAUUGUACAAACAUACUUCACAGCCAGCCUGGGCAAGAUGCAGCAGCGGAGCGGUUUUGUGUCCAAGGUUGCUUCCCCACAACCACUGUAAAGGCAAGAGGCAGUGGCGAUACGAAGUUUGUAGCCUUUCCAAUAAAGGUUUAUAAAACAUUA
This is a messenger RNA of Loxodonta africana (African savanna elephant), 3265 nucleotides long. RefSeq names its product DnaJ heat shock protein family (Hsp40) member A2 (gene DNAJA2). Gene Ontology annotation, biological process: protein refolding; response to heat. The transcript is spliced from 9 exons. Gene Ontology annotation, molecular function: Hsp70 protein binding; ATP binding. The coding region runs from base 456 to 1682 and encodes 408 amino acids. Gene Ontology annotation, cellular component: cytosol; cytoplasm. Lineage: Eukaryota; Metazoa; Chordata; Mammalia; Proboscidea; Elephantidae. The record is from RefSeq and is a predicted model, not a curated record.